This is a messenger RNA of Notothenia coriiceps (black rockcod), 2435 nucleotides long. It is a transcript of the gene hsdl1, whose product is annotated as hydroxysteroid dehydrogenase like 1. The coding region runs from base 226 to 1191 and encodes 321 amino acids. The record is from RefSeq and is a predicted model, not a curated record. The transcript is spliced from 5 exons. NCBI's taxonomy places the organism in Eukaryota, Metazoa, Chordata, Actinopteri, Perciformes, Nototheniidae. Gene Ontology annotation, cellular component: mitochondrion.
CUCUUUUGACAUGGUGCUGCGUGGAGACAUCUCUGCCUGCUAAAACCGGCUGAAACUCUGCUAAACCUUCAUUUGUUAUCAUUUAUUUAAUAUGCCGUAACAAGGAAACGUUUUUGUUCACACGCCUGACUGACUAGUUUACUUUACGGUUAGGAAUCUCAAAGCUAAAUCUGCUGUUUAAGCUUUAGCUAUAGCAAGCUAGCAUCAGCAUCAACAGUGUGGAUUAUGGCGUCAGUUGACAGCUUUCAGCUUUUUUAUAGAGAAAUGUCUCGAUCAUGCAAUCCUUACUUUGAAACCCUGGCCCUGGUCGGUGCUAUUUACACGGCCAGCAGGGCAGUAAUCCUGCUCAGAGAAUGCUGCUCUUUGGUCAGGGUGCAUUUUCUGCCCAGAAUAAUCCCCAAUAAGAAGAAGCUGAGCCAAAGGUUUGGAGAAUGGGCCAUCGUGUAUGGUGCAUCCGAGCCGGUGGCCAAAGCCUACGCAGAGGAGCUGGCCCGACAUGGCGUCAGCAUCAUCUUUGUCACUCAGAGCGAGGCCUCUGUGAGAGACAUCGCUGCUUUACUCUCCCAAAGCUACGGAGUGGAAACUGUUGUGCUCCUCGCUGACUUCUCUUUGAACCAAGCGGCCAGCAAUACCAUCAAAGAGGCCAUGAAGGGCAGAGAGAUCGGCUUCCUGGUGAACUGCAUGGAGUCUUUGGAUUCCCCUCAGAGCCUGAUAGAAAUGCAUGAGCAGGGCCUGUUGGAUCUGGUGAAUAAAAAUGUAGCGGUGGCGACUCUGAUGGCGCGGUUGGUGCUGCCCGGGAUGCUGGAGCGCCGCAAAGGAGCCGUGGUCAACAUAUCAUCGGGAGCCUGCUGCAAACCUCUGCCUGGGAGGGUGACACUAACUGCAUUUGCUGGCUAUAUGGAUCAUUUGUCAAGAGCUCUUCACCUCGAGUACAGCGGCAAGGGGAUCUUUGUCCAAAGUCUGAUUCCUUUCCAGAUAAGUGAGCAACCACCAUCCUCGUCAUCACCAUCAUCAAGACUCAACUGGUUUGAACCACAGCCGGAGGUUUACGCCCGCCACGCCAUCUCCACCCUGGGGGUCUCCAACAGGACCACCGGAUACUGGCCUCACACUCUGCAGUACGGACUGAUGAGACGCAUUCCAGACUUCAUGUGGGUUCUUGGAUCACGUGUGUGGAUCAGUUUAAGCUAAAAGCUCUGCUCUCCUUCCUCUGACUUACUCUAACCCACUUACUGGAUCUUCUUGUUACAGAGUUUUAAACAUCUGCCAAUAGUCUAAAUUCAUUCAACUCUCAGGCUCAGUUAAGGUUGGUAGUUAAAGAUCAUUUCAUUUCUUUAUUUGGUGUCAGUAUUUAUUUAAGCUGCAGUGGAAUUUUCCUAAAUUGAUGAAUCGAUAUACACUACAAGUGUAUCAAUAUAUGGUCGGACAAAUGUGUGACAUCCUUUAGAAACUAGACUAUAGAACAAUUAUCGUUUGUAUAUCAAAACCUCCCCCUGUGUUGAACCUUGCAUUUGUAAAGCAAAUUGUGUGUUUCUUCCAUGGUGAACAAAGAAUACAAAACAAACUAGUAAAUGGGGGCCAUGUUCAACAACUAGAAAAACUAUAUUAAAAAAUCAGUUUACAAAGUCUCAAUCAUCCGGUUGUAUGCUCAGUACUUCCUGAACACAUUCUUUUCAACUUAAAUCUUACUUUUUAAAACACUUCUGUAUAACAAUGAUGCUCGAUCAGACAAGACUCAAGUGUUCAAAGGCAUGGUUCAUUACAUCUAAGCGAAUAACUGAACGUACAAUUAUUCUAUUUGUAUAUGUGUUCAGAUCAAAUGUUACAUUAAAAAAACACAGCCAGGAGAAAGCAAUACAAAAUCAGCCGCCAUGAAAUAAACAAAAUGUUAUUUUUGACACUACAUACAGUAUACCCCGUGUUAUCUGGUUUUAUCCAUAGGGUUUAUUUUAUGAUGUUAUUGUUUUGUGCUGACUUUCCAUUCAUCACUGCUUGUAUCACUGUUAACUGGUAUCUACCACACCCACAGUAUAUAAGAUGCGUUCAAAGACCAAAUGGCAUUCACCCAAAAACACAACUUCAUUCCCAGUUAGAGAGACGGACUAAUAACGUAAUGUAGGAUAAUUAUUCUCAAUGUGUGCAGAGCUGUAUUAAGAAAUACCAGUGAAUAGAGUUAUUUUGAUCAAUAUAAUUAAAUCUAAAUCUCAACGUGAUGUACAGUAGAGUGAGAUUGUGAUGUUUGUUUCAUUGAGAAACGAUAUUUGAGAUACAUGUGUAUAUAUUGCUUUAAAAUCAGUAUUUAUUUUAAACUAGGUAAACAGAUCUGUAAACAAAUUAUGAUGUAUUUUCUGAGUGGUUGCUUCCACAUACAAUACAGUAUAUAACUUCAAUGUGUCAUCAUUAUACAAAAAACAAUAAAUGUCUUUCUCCAUUCC